Aspergillus caelatus is the source of this 1938-nucleotide messenger RNA. Its product is annotated as flavin-containing monooxygenase. Bases 1 to 1938 code for a protein of 645 amino acids. The record is from RefSeq and is a predicted model, not a curated record. The transcript is spliced from 4 exons. NCBI's taxonomy places the organism in Eukaryota, Fungi, Ascomycota, Eurotiomycetes, Eurotiales, Aspergillaceae. Gene Ontology annotation, molecular function: NADP binding; N,N-dimethylaniline monooxygenase activity; flavin adenine dinucleotide binding.
AUGACGGUCGUGAAUGGUUUCAAGUCUGUGACCCAGAGCGACCUGGACAGCGUAAAAAAUGCGCCUUUUCUCUACCGCAACAACACAGUGAAAAAGCCCAUCGCCGAUGACUUCAUGUAUGCGUUGAAGUACAACUCCCCUCUUCCGACCCAUGGGACCGAAUACGUUCUUGAUUUCACCACUGAAGACGAUGAAAACAAGCAAGGGAUUGCAGACCAGUUUCUGAAGGAGUUAAAACAGAUCAUCCAGGGCGGCGAUUUCAAGGCAUUUGCAGGGUUGUUCUUAGACAGUGGGGUCUGGAGAGACAAACUUGUGUUCAGCUGGGACUAUCGUUCUUUCAAUACGCCCAAACACAUCGCAAAAGCAGCAUCGGACCUGUUUCCUCGGACUCCAACCCGCAAUUAUCAAUUCAUUGACCCUGCUCCGUCAGUCGAGAGGCCAUAUCCGGAUCUGGCCUGGCUUCAAAUUUUGUUUUCUUUCGACACAGACCAGGUUAGUGCCAGUGCUGCUUUGAAUCUUAUCAAAACAAAAUCAGGCUAUAAGAUUUGGACUCUCCACACUGUUAUCGAGGGCCUUCAUGGUCACCCCGAGCUUCCCCCGCAGGACGGCCAUAUGACCGGAGACAAAUCGUGGUAUGAGCAAAGAAUGGAGGACAACAACUUGGAUGGCAUCGAACCUGAUGUCGUCGUAAUCGGUGGAGGUCACAGCGGGCUUCAUAUUACUGCACGCCUUAAGGCUCUAGGAGUAAAUGCCCUCAUCAUUGAGCGCAACAAGCGUAUCGGUGAUAACUGGCGCAAUCGAUACGAAUAUCUUUCCCUGCACCUCCCGCACUGGGCAGACCAUUUCCCCUACUUCCCUUUCCCGGAGCGCUGGCCAACGUAUACACCGGCCGCCAAGAUGGGUGACUGGCUCGAAUGGUACGCGAGUGCUCUUGAGCUGACGGCUUGGACCGAUUCAAGCGUCAUUUCUACCUCAAAGAAACCUCAGGGUGGAUGGGAGAUCACUGUUGAACGGAGUACCAAAGAAGGCAAAUACACCCGCACGCUUCACCCCAAACAGGUGGUCCUUGCUACAUCGCUUGCGGGUGUUCCAUUUGUCCCUGAUAUCCCCGGUAUUGAGGAGUUUAGGGGUACGGUGAGACACUCCACUCAUCAUAGCUCAUCUCGAGAUUGGGUUGGCAAGAAGGUCCUAGUUGUAGGAACGUCCUCAUCUGGCUUCGAUACUGCAUACGAUUUCGCUCGCCGUGGUAUCGAUGUAACUCUACUCCAGCGGUCACCAACAUACAUUAUGUCACUAGAGGAGUCCGUUCCAAGGAUGAUUGCGCCCCUUUACGAGCCGAAAGGCGGUAAACACCCCGAUAUGGACACAACCGACCGAGUAGCCAACAGCCUUCCUACUGGUCCCAGCGAAGAGCUAUUCCGUCGGACGGCCAAAGACAUCUGGAAUGCCGACGCCGAAUUGCUUGCCAAGAUGGAAAAGGCUGGCUUCCGAGUCUGGAGAGGUCAGCGUGACACUGGUCAGCAAACUCUCGCCUAUACCAGGAAUGGUGCAUUUUACUUCGAGGCCGGUGCCUGCCAGGCUAUCAUUGAUGGCAGCAUCAAAGUAGAGCAAGGAUACCCAGUCCGCUUCACCGAAGACCACAUUGUGCUAAAUGGGGAACGAGAGCAAAAGUAUGACCUCGUCAUUCUUGCUACCGGCUUCUCGAAUACUGUCGAAUCGGUACGACAGAUCUUUGGGGAUGACAUUGCUGACCGGUUCAACCCGAUCUGGGGGAUGGAUGAGGAGGGUGAGCUCAACUCGGCGUGGAAGUUGACCGGUGUGCCAGACCUGUGGCUUAUGGUUGGUGCGCUUCAACAUAGUCGAUACCACUCGAAGAAGUUGGCCCUCAGGAUUAAGGCGGUUCUUGAAGGUAUUGGCCAUGAGCCAUACUUGGCAUAG